Chrysoperla carnea is the source of this 982-nucleotide messenger RNA. Its product is annotated as protein BCCIP homolog. Gene Ontology annotation, cellular component: nucleus. NCBI's taxonomy places the organism in Eukaryota, Metazoa, Arthropoda, Insecta, Neuroptera, Chrysopidae. The transcript is spliced from 2 exons. Bases 83 to 961 code for a protein of 292 amino acids. The record is from RefSeq and is a predicted model, not a curated record.
CCUUUAUAGGUUAUGAUCGUUCUUGUCGGUUUGUCAACUAAUAAAAACACGUGUAUUAAAAAUUACAUCGUUUUGUGUAAUAAUGGCAGGUCCACUAAAAAAACGAAAUGUUGACUCAGAAGAAGGUGAUUCAAAUUCAGGAAGUGGUAAUGAAAGUGAUAAUCCUGAUAUAUACAAUGGCGGUGAAGUAAUUGAAGCGGAUUUCGAAGGACGCAAUCCUGAUUCAAGUGAUUUCCAUGGUAUUAAACAAUUGAUGCAACAAUUAUUCUUGAAAGCACAUAUCGAUUUAUCCCAGUUAAGUGAUAUGAUUAUUGCACAAUCAAAUGUUGGCAGUGUAUUAAAACAAAGUCUUGGAGAUGUUGAAGAUAGCGAUGAAGAUGACGAUAUGGAUGAUAUUAAUGAUGUGUUUGGAGUUACGACUGUUAUAAAUUUAACGGAGAAAAAGAAUGUUGAUUGCAUUCAACAACUUCGAAGUUUGUUGGUUGAAUUAGCUGAAAAACAUGGCACCGAUCAUGUAACCAAUACAAUACGAAACAUUCUAGGAAACGAUGCUAAACAUGUUGGAUUAUUAAUAAAUGAACGAUUUAUAAAUAUUCCAGCAAAAAUUGCUGAUCCUUUGUUUGAAUCGUUAAUCAGUGAAAUAAAUAAAGCAAACUCCAAAAAUUUAAAAUUUAAUUUCGGCUACUAUAUUUUAAUAUGUAAAUUGUAUAAACAAGAUGCAAAGAAAGGUAAUAAAACAAAACCUGCUGAAGUAUACUUUUCCAAUCCAGAAGAGGAAUUGUUUGAUGAAGAAACUGAUAUAAAAUUCGAAUUCUCUGUGAAAAAUGAAAGCGAUUCAGGUGUUGCCGGACAUUGGCUAGAAGAGGAUGAAACUAUGACACCAUAUCGACGUGUAUUGUUAUUUCCAGCUGAAAAAUUGUCUACAAUAUUGCAAAAAGUAAAAACAUAUUGUGCGAGUUAAUAAAGAUGUAUUAUAAAAUAA